UUUUUUUUAAAUCAGCUACUACGUGUAUGCGUGCGUGGAUGUUAGUUGAUCUUACGGUGUAUAUUGUGAUCUAUGUUCAAUUAUGUAUGUGCUCCUCAGAGAGGUGCUGAAUCCUUGUUUAAAGUCGAUAGGAGAUAGAGGUGCUCGGCAGCUCUCUGGUCAGGCUCCACAAGAACCUCGGUUCUCGUUGAGCCUGAACUGUGUGUAAGAUGAUUUAAUUGGUAUAUUUGGUCCUGUGUAUGUGUGUAAAUAUUGCAGUGUUUGAAAUCAGUGUUUACAGCGAUGACUUAGAACACUGACAUCUGCAUAAUUGCCAUGAACUGCAUUUUUACUAUUAUUUCUCUUUAUUUGUAAGCUUACAAUGUCAUUACCUGCAAAGAGAUGUGGUAGACCCCCUGUACUGUCCUGCUUGGAAAAGAAAAAGAGGAAGCAAAGUCUGGAUAGAAGAAGAGGGAAAACAAGAAUCUAUGUGGGAAAUCAUAUUGAUAGAUGGUUGACGCUUAAGGAAAAAUUGGAUUUCAGAAAUGAUGCAGAAGUUGCAGGAUUUUUACUAGAUUUAUAUGACAACUAUGACCCAUUGUCUAAAGCAUCAAUAUGUUCCCUGCCUGAAGAUGUGAGAAGAAUUACAGUGAAAGGGGAAAGAGGGUUGCCAGAUGACACUUCUUUAAUAGCAGCGGAUGGAACGUAUGACAAUGAUGACCAGUUGUCUAAAGAAUCUACUUGUUCUGGACCCGAAGAUGUAAGAAUCAUAACUGUGAAAGAAGAGAGGGAUUUGCCUGAUGACUGUUCAACUGAGACUGAUGACACGAACUCGAUCCCUGGCUCAACGUACCUUCACAUUCCAAAAGGAAGUGUUUCCAUGAUCAAGUUGAUGUUCUUGAGAGGACAGACCAGCAGGUCCAGUACCAGAAGAAGAGUGACAAAAGACUGGAACAAUGGCAUGUUGACAGGCAGGAGGACAGGCUGAGGUUUGCUGUCCAGGUGGAGGACAGGUUUCAACUAGGGAGCAGGCACUUGCAAAGCAGUGCCUGGCAUAGGAAUGGCGGCUAAGGGAGGAGGACAAUGCUCAACAGAGAGAACUGUUUCAGCAACUCCUGUCCAUACUGGCUGCAAGAGUACUAUCUCCAGCUGCCUCUCCAACUCCAUGGCAUGAUGUUCCUGCAACAUACCCUCAGUCCAGCAGUAACUUAGAUAAUUCUGUCAGGUGGCCUAUGCAUUCAGGACUCGUGAGUGGCUGGGCAGGGCAACUAAACCCUGUGCAGCCUUCCUUCAUCAAUCCCCCCUCUGGAGGAAACCUCCACCACCCCUGCCGCCUUCAAGUGGUGGAAAUCUUCCUCUCCCCUCCCGCCCCCCCACACCACCACCACCACCAAGUGAGGGGGAAAUGUGUAAAGAAGGGACAGGAGAAUGUUGGGCCAGGGAACAUGUAGUGAUAGGGGGAUUAUGUCGUGUAUUAACUAUUUCCUGCCCUUUUGGAUGUGUGGUUUUGGAAUGGCAGCUGG
Molecule: messenger RNA, 1502 nt
Organism: Terrapene triunguis (Three-toed box turtle)
Lineage: Eukaryota; Metazoa; Chordata; Testudines; Emydidae
Exons: 4
Coding region: 362-967 (201 amino acids)
Source: RefSeq, a predicted model, not a curated record